This is a messenger RNA of Oryzias latipes (Japanese medaka), 2388 nucleotides long. The record is from RefSeq and is a predicted model, not a curated record. NCBI's taxonomy places the organism in Eukaryota, Metazoa, Chordata, Actinopteri, Beloniformes, Adrianichthyidae.
GUAUUGGUGGAGGAAAGACAAAACAAACAAGUAGCAAGCAGGAACACAAAUUCAAAAGAACUCAAAGAAGAUCAUAUCUAGUGAAAUGUGUUUAUGGCAAACGGCACAUUGUCAUGCAGUGUACACUAAUGUAAGAAAGGAACAUUAAUGAUUUAUGGUUUUCUUUUAAAGGUUUAACUCAUGGAUCAUCGAGUGAUCUUCCUCAUUUUUGCAGGAGCAGUGCUCAGUGUUUCCUUUGCACAGACUCGUCAGUUCUACUUUGUGAACACUCCUUUAAACUGGAGAGAUGCUCAGAGUGUCUGCAGACAGAACUACACUGACCUGGCCACCAUAGAGAAUACAGCAGAUGUUGAUGCAGUUAUUGUUGCAUUAUCAAGUUAUACAGGGAAAGCCUGGAUUGGUCUACGCGAUGACAUGGUAAACAGUUGGAGGUGGUCUUUGAGUGACAGCAGCUUUUAUGGUGUUGGAGAGGCAACAUUUCGGUAUUGGACCUCUGGCGAGCCAAACAAUUAUAAUGGUAAACAGUUGUGUGUCCGCCUUUAUGGUAACAACGCCGAUUGGGAUGACGAUGAGUGCACUAACCCACGGCCUUUUGUCUGCUAUCGUGGUAUGGUUGCUGGCACACCCAGUUACAUUCUAAUUAACACCCCAUUGAACUGGACAGAAGCACAGAAACACUGCAGGCAGAAUUAUGUGGAUUUAGCAAGCAUACGGAAUAAUACAGAAAAUAACAUCAUUAAAGCUCUAGUAGGAGCAGUUACGGUCUGGAUUGGCCUGUAUCGCCAGAAAGUGUGGUCUGAUGGGAGCCAAUCUGUGUUUCAGUACAACAUAGUCAGUCAACAAGGCUCUUCUGGAGAUCAAUGUGUUACUGUAGAGAAGCCGGGACAAUGGUCAAAUAAUUACUGCUCUUCUCAAUUUCCAUUUAUUUGUUACAAAGCAGUUCCUCUGAAUGUGAACAAUUUGACUUUAUUGAGAAGAACAGAGACUACUGUCACUCUGCAGUGGAGUAAGAUCAUCAAUGCCAGCUAUGUGCUCCAGUUUAAUGGUACAGAGAGGAUGAUUGCAGCCCCUGAUGGUGAUGGACCAGUAACUUUCACAGUCUCAUCUCUCAGUGCUGGAACAACAUACACAUUCAAUCUUUACUCUGUUUAUGGAAACACCAGAAGCACCGGAGUACAACUGACAGUAACAACUGCUCCUCAAAAUGCAGAAAACUUUAGAGCAUCUGCACAGACUGAGACCAGCAUUACUCUUGAAUGGAGUAGAAUGAACACAAAUAUCAGCUUCGUGCUGCAGUUUAAUGGAACAGAGACAAACAUCAGCGCACCAGAAGGAGGAGGACCUGUAUCAUACAUGGUCACAUCACUCACUGCUCGGACGAAAUACACCUUUACUCUCUUCUGUGUGUUUGAAGGCAUAAGAAGCAGUGGAGUUACAGUUACUGCAUUUACGGGGCCCAAUACUUUGGUUCAUUUGAACAUGAGUUUAAGCUCAUUGAUUCAACAAUCAGAGUCAGACCUAAAUGAAGCUUUGGCUGAGUUCUUCAGACAAAACUGUUCCUUACAGCAGUUUUCCUUGAGGAUUGUUCAAGUCGAUGAGAGCAUUGAAGGAAACGCAUGAACACAAGAAGACUCAAUCUGCAGAGUUUUACUUGAUGAAUGUUUGUAAUUUCUCUACAACAAACUAUUCUUUGAAAAUAAUCAGCGCUGGUUGUGAGGAUUGGGUUGAUGGUUAUUGGGGAAACUUUGGAGAAGUAAAAAUAAUGAUAACAUUUUCUUUGGAAGGUGCAGGGUUAUUUAUACAUUUUUUUUGAAUAAUCAAAUGGAAAAAACCCAAAGGAAACUCACUGAAAGCCUUGGUGAAGAAUCUUCUGGAAUACUUUUUGUUUUACUUUACAGAACAACUGUAAUACUGCAUCUUAUCAGUCACAUCCCCUUACCAUCAUGAACUGUUUAAGUACAAAAUAAAAAUUUAGCAAUCUUAAGCUCUUUUGUAUAAUUAUAUAAUCAUUUAAUUUUGAAAACGUGGAUUUUACUUGGCUAAAGUCAGCAUUCCUUGUGUUUGAACUUCUGGUACUGUAUGCAUACAAGUAGAUACAUUGUUCCAAAAACAAAAAAACUUUACUUUAAACAUCUUUUGUAACAAGUUUUUUUUCUUUGUGUUUCACCAGAUUACUUUGUGACCCAUUUAUGUUGAUAUUUAGAAAUCUGCACCAACUAAAUGUGAAACUUAAUAACCAUGUUAUAAAGUAUAUUAUUAAACAAAUAUUAAGAGGAAAGUGGGAGCAAAUGGGUAACUCUUGCGUCAUCCAUUUUAUGUAUUUCUGAUAUAUGUAACUGUAUUAUUCAUAGUCACAAAAUCCCAAAUAAAAACUGAUGGUGGAAAGUA